Molecule: messenger RNA, 2064 nt
Organism: Spodoptera litura
Lineage: Eukaryota; Metazoa; Arthropoda; Insecta; Lepidoptera; Noctuidae
Gene: Nemp
Product: nuclear envelope integral membrane protein
Cellular component (GO): nuclear envelope
Source: RefSeq, a predicted model, not a curated record
UCUCAACGACAAAACUGCAUGCACUAAAACCAAAGAAUGUCCUUGACCCGGACAUGCACUACAUCUAGUCCUUGUGUAGAUAAAAAGUACUAUUACCAAGUCAAGAAAUAAAAAACAUAAGUUGCGAUGUAAAAACCAAAAGUCAAAAAGCAAACCAUCUGUCAAUGUCGACUGUCAAGCUAAAUUAUUGUGAAAGUUGUUUGUGGCUAUUCUUAGAUCACUUUUUCAAACUCUCGAUAUUUUGCUAAUAAUCUCCGAAUUACAUGUGCUAAAAAUAAGAUAAUGCACAGAUGUCGUUCAGUGACCAAGCGGUGUGAUAAUGAGAGGUUAAUUUCAUGAGUUUGUAAUGUAAAAAUCAAGACAAACAUGGGCGGCCACGGACGCUACUUGUUGUUAUUGUUGUUUAUAACCACGGUGUUAAUUAAAUUUUCGUACCCAUUGCCGUAUGAUGUCCACUGGCUAGGGGGCCCCACAACAAUAGAGAGAGAUGUGCCAUCCCCUAAGAAACAAACUGUAGACAUUUAUUGCUAUAGGGGGACUUCUAAAAAUGUGUUUGCUAUAUGGCAAACUGUAAAGUUCAACAUAAAAAUAAAGAGCAAUGAGUUCAGUCAGUACAUCGGUGAGUCACCAGCGGAUGUGUACAAGGAGUACUCGGAGGACAGUUACGGCUGGUCCUCCGUUGUCAAUCCGUUCCAGAAGAAACCACAGAAGUCUGUAUCUAUCAACCUCUUUACUCCUACGUGUAUGGCUAUCAACACGAGAGACAGGCACACUAUUGAACUACAAGUUUUGAGAGUAGACCUAUGGCGUAUAAUGUUGAUGGCUGCGGGUUUGGUGCUGAUAUUCUCGUCGCGCGCUCUUUGCGGGAACCCCGUGUUCUUCUAUCUGUGUGGGAUCUUUGUUGGAGUAUUCGCUUCGUUUAUGGUGCUUGUGUACUACGUCAGCAAGUUGCUGCCCAGGAAAACAUUAACGUAUGGCAUCCUAAUCGGCGGUUGGACAGUAGGAGUGUACCUAUUCCAACAAGUAUGGGAGAACAUUCGCACACUAGUACUGACAUACCAAACUUAUAUGUUCUGGUACACCAUGAUCAUAAGCUUCGUCAGUUUCGUAGUCUGCUACAGAAUAGGACCGCCGAGGAAUCAAAGGAGCAAGAAUUUGGUCAUGUGGACUUUACAGUGUGUAGGAGUGCUGAUGAUAUUCUUCAGCUCUGAGUACCAAGAAGCUUCAGCUGCCGUCAUCAUCGCGUCAUUAGUCGCCAAGUACUUCCCGCAGACACUGAUCAACAGGAUAUCUGGAUACUGGCGUCGCAAGUUCCCGCCAAAACAGAAGUUGCUAUCGAGCGAAGAGUACUAUGAACAAGGUGCGCGCGAAACCAAGAUGGCGCUGGAAAACCUCAGGAAGUAUUGCUCCAGUCCCGACUGUGCGCAGUGGAAGAUUAUGCUCAAGUUGAACGAUUCUAAGAGGUUCGCGAGCUUCGUCGAAGGCAAUUCUCAUUUAAGCGAUGAUGAAGUGUUAGACUAUGAAGCAUAUGCCUUCUCUUUAGAACGAGCCAGGAAACCGACCCACAUGGCCAAUUCCACCAGAAACAUGGAGAUAUCAGAUGACGAUGAUGAUGACACAGAUUAUGACGAUGAUUGAGCUGACGAUGGACUGAUUUAGUUUAGUUUUAAUGUUUCUGUUUUUCUAAGUAAAGGUGGGUGAGUAUGUUUUCUUAUUGGGAUGUUUUCUCAGUCAAUUUAAUGCCGGCAAUGUCUUAAAAUUAUCACAGUUUCGUAAGUAAAUAUGCUAAUUACAGUUUUUAGCUUCUCUAAGAGUUGCUUAGCUUGAGGUACUCCCUAAACGAAUUCUUUGUACUGAGUGCUAACACGAAGAACUAUCGCAUUCGUAACGUAAUAGUAUUGAGCGCGUUCGGCACUCUGAUUGGUCGGCUCCAGUAAACCAACCUUAAUAGGUUGUACAGAUUACUGUAUCAUCGCUUAACCAGGCGGGAUAGUGGUCAAACGUCGGCCCAUCAAAUCUUAAAAAAAGGUGUCAAUAGGGUAGAUGUCUAAUUUUUAUUUUAAU